Messenger RNA from Peniophora sp. CBMAI 1063, 471 nucleotides. The record is from the annotation of a GenBank genome assembly. Lineage: Eukaryota; Fungi; Basidiomycota; Agaricomycetes; Russulales; Peniophoraceae.
AUGAGCUCCUCUAGCCGCGCACAUCUCGGCCGCAAGGCGAAACAAUCUGUGCAAUACAACCAACAGGAUCUAUGGCAACCCGACAUGGUUACUGGCGAUCCCAUAUUCAGGAAAAUAAAUAUGCUGAACAAUCAGCGGUUCAAGGGAAAGCUGUUUGCCAAGAUUGACCACAUCAUCAUGACGGCUCUAUUCAUGAAGAAGCGCUUCGCUAAGCAUGGCAAACAACCUGGGCGGUGGAACAAUGUGGUACCGGCCACAUCCUCUUCAGGUACUGCAGGGACUGGAAGACUUGACGACAAAGACUACAUGAUUCGAUUGGCGCGCCUGGCAACGGACUGGAAUGAGCUUACUCAUCCGAGUGCGGAGAGCAAGCCGCUAGUUGAACUCGUCGAAGACGGCGUGGAUGCAUUCUUCGAACACAACCUUCUCGGUGCCGAGACGCCGCUCAAGAGGCAAAUUGUGUACAAGUGA